CCAUUUGACAUGAGCAAUGGCGUUAUACCUAAUAAAAGAAGAAUAAAUUAAAUAAGAUUCCUUAGUAGAAAAGUUUAGUAGUUGCAUUCCCAUUUACACGCAAAAUGUUUCUUUACAGCCCUGGAAUUGUGUGAAAAGAACUGUUCCCAUAUAAUUGAAUGUAAAAACCGUACCGGUGACGAAAUGGUUUGCAAAUGUGAAGCGGGAUAUACAGGUACACAUUGUGACACCAACAUAAACGACUGUACACCAGGCUCCUGUGUCCGUGGGAAAUGCAUAGAUGGCAUUAACUCGUACAGGUGCGAAUGUCCCAAAGGAUUUUGGGGAAGCCGUUGUGAACAGGCUAUCAACGAUGAAAAGGAGUGCGAGCCGAUGGAUGAGCCCGUGAAUGGAUACAAACGGUGUGUGAGUUACUCGGGAAAGCAAGGAUGUACACUGGGCUGUAAAAAUGGAAUGGCAUUUUCCAGUAGCGCUGUUAUCGAAUACGAAUGUGGACCUGAUACAAGUUGGAAGUGGAACGGAGAAGUCAUCAAGAGUCUUCCUAAAUGCCUUCCAUCGUCCUCCCCGCGGGAAAUGCGCCAACGUAUAUCUUUGCAGUUUCCAUUAACGCAGACAUGUAGAACGAAAGAGCAGUUCAUGGAGAUAGAAACAUCCUUCCGUGAAGCAUUCCUGCAAGCAAUCAGACCAGUACCGGAAUACGAAUGCUUUGAGUCUGGCUUGUGCAGUAUCGCAGAUGUAAAGGUAUCUGGUUGUGAAAGUUUUACUGGAGGUAGAAAGAAACGAGCGGUUGGCUCCGACUCCAUUACAACGAUAGAGUGUACAGUGAUCUUCAGGACGUCUAAGAGAAAUGGAUCGGCACCAAAUGCAGCUGAAAAGGCAGGCUCGGUGGCCUUUCAACUACAGUACGUAGUUUCCAUGGGGCAGUUCACCAUGAACAUCAGUGAAAACGUGUUAGUAGCAAGGCAAGGAUCGCUGCAGCAUUUGUCUUCCGAGUUCACUUGUGGUUUGGGCUAUUUUAUUGACAUUGGGAAUAGCUCGUGUGUUGGAUGUCCCCCCGGGUUCUUCUUGGACACAUCAACCAAACACUGUCGUGAGUGUGAUAUUGGUAGUUAUCAGGACACAGAAGGUCAGGUCAGGUGCCAAUCCUGCCCAUCCGGAUACACAACUAAAAGCAAGAACUCUGAUAGUGUAGAUGACUGCUAUCGUGUUAAAGCGGUCGGCGACGAAGAAGAAACCUCCAAGAAAACCAUGCAAAUAAUUAUUGCGCUGUCUGUUGUUGGGGUUAUAUUAAUCGUAGCCAUUUUCGGCGUGUGCUACUGCGUAAUGUCUCGUCAAAAGAAAGGCAAAACUGAUGAACUUACAAGGCGACGAAGUCGUGUCAAUAACAUAUAUGUCGACUACCCUGGAAGCAAUCAGGGAUUUGUCAGCAGUAAUUUGAAGCUGGAGAAUAUUGGUAAGCCAAGCCCGAACGUGGAGAUGAACUAGUGAAAUGAAGUUCUUCUUGACCAUUCUACUGAUGUGGUUUUGGAAGAACUAGCAGAAGCUCCUUAUAGCGUUGCAGAGGUUACUCUGUCCUGCACUAUUGCACUGUUGUAAAUCAGUUAAAUGUCGAUAUAUUUUGCUGCUUGUACCAAAAUACUAAUUUUGUUGAUUAUUUUUUUCUAUACACGUGCACUAUCACACAAUGGCCAUGUCCUUCUAUUAGAAGCGCCUGCAGGGAAUCAUGGUAGCUGUAUUCAUCAAAACAAAUAUCCAGUUCAAGUUGAUGAAGACAACUACCAUGAUUCCAUGCAGGCUUCUUUCUUAAAGGGAAUUGGCCAUAAUGCAUCAACUAAAAGUAAUCAUGCGUUUUGGAGGUUUAAACCAUACUCAGGCGCGGCCUGGAGAUACACAAUUACAAUUUGUAGCGUACUAUGGUACGUUCUACCCCUACAAAACCUGUCAGCGAUAUACACUUGUAGGCAAGCAAAAAGAACUAUAGGAAAAAUGCAUUUUUCAAGCAAGCAAAACUACAUGUGGUAAGCAGUCUGUGAAUUGUCUUUUCUGGCGAAAUAAAGUUUUGGAAAGCAAUCAUUUUUGAGGCAUGUGCAAGCCAAAUCAACACAUAAGGUAGAGGAAAUUUGACGAGAGCUGCAACCUAAUGCACAGUUUAUGUAAAUGAGUCAGGCUUGCAAUCAAGAGCUGGGCGUGUACAUGUUUCAAUUAAGCACUUUGAGACUUAUAGACACUCUCACAGUGCUCUCGCAGUUUAGUGCUGUUACGAGACUUUUCGUAGUUUCUUAGUUGAGUCGAGUCACCUCGAUAAGUUUGCUUUUGCCUAGUCAAGUUUAUUAUGUAAUGCAACAUAAAAUUUUACUUAGCAAACAUAUUGUUAUGGCACUCAACUGUAACACUGUAUUAAAAGGAUGUAAAAACGUUGGAAAGGAAAGCUGUACUAAGUUCAAUUAAAUAUCCAGUUGAAGCCAGUUAGCAUCUUCCAGGGUCAAUUUCUAACUGCUGCUUCGUAGAAUAAUUCUAUACGUAUAGCGUUUCAAUUUGUUUUCAUGCGGUCAAUAUUAGAACGUCGAGAGUUUUUAAUUUCUCAAAGAAGGUGUUUUCUUAUAUUUUUGCAUUCAGUGAUUUAUAUACUUAAUAGUGAGAUUUAACGCAGCGCACGCUUGCACAAAUUGUAUUACACUGUCUUGAAGAAUAAAUUGUUGUUGGAGCUAACUUCAA
Messenger RNA from Orbicella faveolata, 2715 nucleotides. RefSeq lists its product as uncharacterized. The record is from RefSeq and is a predicted model, not a curated record. Gene Ontology annotation, molecular function: calcium ion binding. Lineage: Eukaryota; Metazoa; Cnidaria; Anthozoa; Scleractinia; Merulinidae.